GCAGAGCUGCUCGGCUCCGACUUCUUUCACGCCUUGCCGCGCCCGCGCCGAUAUAUAAGCGUGAGCGAGCACGGCACACCAGCGCGGCAGAUUUGCUAACUCAUCGGCCAGACGGCUAUCGAUCCCCACCACCAAUCUAUAGCUGUCCCUGGUCAUGGACCACCACCAAGUCGAAACCUUGGAGGAGGACGAAGGGAUGCAGCAGCAGCAGCAGCAGCAGCUCGUGCACGAGCGCGGGCUGCGCAUCAAGGCGGCCGCGGAGCUCGGGCUGGCGCGCUCGUCGCGCGGCCGGCAGUGGAGCCGCGCGCUGGGCCGGCGCGCCCUCGUGCCGCUGAAGGAUCCUCUCUUAGCGACGCUGGCGUCGUCUGGCGAGCAGGCGCCGAAGAAGGCGACGUCUCUGGCGCGGCGAGGGGAGGAAGAGGAGGAGGAGGUCGUGGAGGAGAAGGUGGGGCUGCUGCGGCAGCUGGUGCCGGGCGGCAAGGACAUGGCGGUGGAGGAGCUGCUGGAGGAGACGGCCGACUACAUCGCCGCGCUGAAGGCGCAGGUCGGCGUCAUGCGCGCGCUCGCCUGCCUGCUGUCCGGCUCCGGCCUCGACGCGCCGCCGGAGAAGGCUGGGCUCGUCACGCCAGAGAACUAGAAGACUCCAUGAGUAGCGUGAACGGGUCCUUUCUGACCUGGGCUUCAGUUAGUGAGAGCUUUUUGUCAGGUUUGAUUCCUCCUCUACAUCGUAGGGACUAGGGAGCAGCGCGUGCUGCUGUUGGGUUGAUGCAUGGGAGCAAAUUCCGUUGUUUUCUUAGCCAAAAUGUGACAUUUUUGUAAGGGGUAGAGGAGGAGAAAGGAGCAAUGUAGCUAGCACGCUCGUCCUAGCAAUCUACGCUGUUAGAAUAUGGCGAUCGGAGCUUGAAUGUGGCUCGUGUAAAUGUGAAGUGUAGGAGUGUUUUUUUCCGCGCUCGUUGUUUUUCCCAUUCGGAGCAGUAGGGAUGAAAAUGUAAGCGGUAAUUUUCGGAAUUUCAGACGUUGUUUUUGAUUUUUUUCUAACUGUUUUAGCUGGUAACGGUAAUUCUCGAAAAUGAAAACAAAAAUGAUAAAAUUAUAUGAA
This is a messenger RNA of Phragmites australis (common reed), 1099 nucleotides long. Its product is annotated as transcription factor PAR1-like. Gene Ontology annotation, biological process: regulation of DNA-templated transcription. The coding region runs from base 155 to 637 and encodes 160 amino acids. The transcript has a single exon. The record is from RefSeq and is a predicted model, not a curated record. NCBI's taxonomy places the organism in Eukaryota, Viridiplantae, Streptophyta, Magnoliopsida, Poales, Poaceae.